AUGGAAUGGCAGAAUCUAGCGUUGGAAGCUACUACAGACACCCGAUCCGAAGAAACAAAGGUCAAGAUCCCGCUGGUGCCCACGGUGGAGUGGCCCGAGUAUGAAACCCCGCGCACAAUACUCCAAAGACCGAAGGCAACGUUGAUCCAGUGUCGGAAAGUCGAAACGAGUCAGGAUCAAGAUAUUCCUGACUGCCUACCCUCGGACGAGUCGCCGUCGGACAAAUCGCCGUCGGAUAUGCGACCGUUGGAUCUAGCGUCUGUCGCAAGUGAGGACCUGGGACAGGAGAUGACCGGUGAUCGGUUGAACGACAAGUACGUCACGUCUUUGUCGCAAAAAACGGACAAGGAUCCAUCAUCUGUUGUGGAAGAUCAACCAGGCACAUCGGAUCUGGACCUUACCAGGGACUCAGAUCAAGAUUAUGAUGAAUGCGUGUAUUACCAUGAAGGGAGUGAUCUAUACGCCGAAGACGUCGAUGGUCAGAUGGCGGUACUGCCGGAAGUACCUGUGACGACGGAAGAUGUGAGGAACGAAGAUAUCCAACUAUGCGGAUCUGAUAAUCAGACUCCCAAGGAGAUUGAUCGACUUCGUCAAAAGACCGGGAAGUUCCGACACCUCUUGAUCGGCAACGAAAAUGCCCUUAUGCCGGCAGCUAGAGGUGUGGUGUGUGAUAUCGAUGUCGGGGGAGUGAGACCCGUCGCCAUCAAGUGCCGUAAGUUGCGGAUCCAAUUCAGGGAGAAGCUGGCAGACCUGAUCAAGGGUCUACUGUCUGCCAAGAUGAUUAACUAUUCCAAAUCACCAUGGGCUUCCCCAAGCGUGGUGAUCAUUAAGAAGAAUGGGGUAGAUAUCAGGCUAUGC
Phytophthora megakarya is the source of this 858-nucleotide messenger RNA. NCBI's taxonomy places the organism in Eukaryota, Oomycota, Peronosporomycetes, Peronosporales, Peronosporaceae. The record is from the annotation of a GenBank genome assembly.